ACUUCCAUUCUUUUGUUAUAGAUAUAAGAAAUAUACAACAGCGCAUCCGAUAACAAGAAAGACGUGGAGCAACAGUGUGUUCAUUUAUCGGCAAUAUUAGUUAUGGAAUUAUUCAAAACUAAAUUCUACAGGGGCUUAAUACUAUUGGAAGACAGACAUUCUUGCCCGGCCAUAUAGUGGGUAAUCUUCAUCAAAAGUUAGAUAGUGUGCAAUAGAUCAGCUUCUGAUACAGAACAACUCAAUAGAGAAUAAUACAUAGCGAUUGGAUUUGAUUCGAAAUGGAGAUAUUACAUGCUAUUGUAUUGGAAGCUUACACAUAAUCAGCUUAAAGCCUGCAUUCCUAAGCAUCGUGUUCUGUUAAGCUGCAAAUAGUGCAUAAAAGUUUUGCGGAUUGAGAUAUUGGACGUAUUUCAUUUUGUUAUGUCAAUUAUAAUAUACUUUUGCAUUGCGAAAGAGUAAUUAUAUGUCUGAAACAAUGCGUUACGAGUUGCUCUCUACGGAACAUAAAAGAAAUAUCUCACUACAUAACAAACUCAGAAAAUAUUCUACUGAAAACAAAUCAGCUUCAAAGUGUAAAUGGGUUAAAUAGAUUCUAUGUUUUUGACAUGAAGAUUCUAUGUGUUUUAGUGUUAUCUCUGACAACAUGCGGUGUAACAUGUAGUGAGUUUUGUGAAAAUGACAAAGACUGUGAUUGGCAAGUUCAAAGUGGAUUUGACGUUUUGGAUUAUACAUCUUUGAAACAACAUGUGUGUCCGGAUAGUCCGGCAUGUUCGGAUAUUGGAAACAUAACAGGAAAUGUUUUGUUUUUAAACACAAGUAAUGAUGAAGCCGGACUUGUUAGCCAUCUGUUGACAUCAACGACUCAUGAACCGUGUUUUGUCAUCAGAUUAUAUGCACAUCAGACAGCUGGCAUAGUAACAAUAAAGUCAAAUACUGACGGGAAGGAAGAGAUAAUAAAAAAUAUAACACUAGAAAAGGACAUGAGGUGGAAAGAUCUAGACCUACAAUUUAUAAAGACAGGAAAAGAUACUACAAUUAGUAUUGAAACAAAGCUCAAAGAAACAUCUGGUUUGCUCGUUAUAACACAAAUCUCAGAAACCGACCAAUGUUUGUCGUCUCCAAUAAUAAAUACCUGUGCAGACAAUGGCAUGUUUCAAUGUGGAGACGGCACGUGCAUAUCAUGGGAUAAAGUUUGUAAUCUACAAGAUGACUGUGGCAAUGGCAAUGACGAAGGCAUUUGUGAAAAUUUACCAAAACUUUCCACUUGUACCUUCGAAAAUGGAACGUGUGGAUGGACAUUAGGCAAACACUUCAACGGCUUUAAAUGGGAGCUACAUCAUGGACCAAGGGCUCCGAGUGGGACAGGACCAAAUAUUGAUCAUACAACAGGGACAGACCAGGGAUACUACAUGUAUAUUGACAGUGAUCAUGAUGGAGGCUUUUAUGAGCCAGCAAAACUUCAAAGUCAAGUUAUGCCCGCUGUUGGAGAAAAUUUCCUAAAAUCUUGCAAGUUGCGUUUCUUCUAUCAUAUGCUUGGCAAAGAUGUCAACAGAAUGGAAAUUAAAGCGGUUGACCUUUGCAAUAAAAGAGUUUAUGAUCUCUGGAGUAAGAAAGGUGGUUUAGAUGAUGAAUGGAACUAUGCUGAAGUUAAUAUUAAUAUAUCAUCAAGAUAUUUUAUUACUAUUCGGGGAUUUGGUGCUGCACAUAAUGCAUACGGUGACAUUGCUUUGGAUGAUAUUUCCUUCAGUCCUGAAUGUUUCGGUAUAUCUCAUGAUGAAACACAAUUUAUCUCCAUACCUUGUCAUAAGAGGACAAUGACGAGGGAGGAGUUCGAGACAAAUUCAACACUUUUCUGCAAGAGUGAUCAGGAUGUACUACGUGAGACUUGCUCAAAAACUGACCAUUUUUCUUGCGAUGAUAGUACAUGUACUCCAUUGGACCAAGUUUGCAAUCUAAAACAGGAUUGUCAGAAUGGAAGGGACGAGCAAAUUUGCGACAGUCUACCAGAGCAUGCAAGAUGUACAUUUGAAGACGGAAUGUGUGGUUGGCGAGCACGGGAAAGAGUAGAAGGAUUUUCAUGGACUCUUCAGAAAGGUCCAACGGGGCCUGAGUAUACAGGCCCUACUGUUGACCAUACCAAAGGAACUGUCGAAGGUCAGUAUGUGUAUAUCGACGGAGCGAAAGGAGACGCACAUGAACACGCAACACUGCACAGUUUAAUCAUGCCUGAGAUAAAUGAUACAUUCAUAGACCAGUGUAAAUUCAGGUUCUUUUACCACAUGUACGGAAAAGACGUAACGACACUUAAUGUUUGGGUAACAGAAGUUUGUACAGACAAUAAAGUGCUUCUUUGGUCUCAACACAAUGGAAAGGAUGAUGUAUGGGUUUACGAUGAAAUAUCUUUACCCAUCGUUAGCUCUAGAUAUGUGAUUGAGUUACAAGCGUAUGGAGCACUUAUCGAGCAUGGAGAUAUAGCAAUUGAUGACAUUUCAUUUAGUCCAGAGUGUUUUGGUAUUUCUUAUACGACAACGGGUUGCAUGUCGACGUCAACAUAUAACGCACCAGUCACUAUUUAUGAAUUUAGGAACAACACAGAGAUUUAUUGUCAUACACCACAAAGCAUCACAAUAUCAAGCCCUAUAUAUACAUCAGAACAGGCAGAAAAGAUGAACAUUGCCUAUAUUGUUGUUAUAACCGUGGGUUGUAUUGCAGUGGCAAUUAUCAUGGGAAGUGCACUUCUCUGUUUUGCAGCAAUACGACGCCGCAAAAGUACUCCGGGACAAGGAGCAAGACUUGAAAUGGCUACGCAAGAAUCUGAUGAUAAUUCUCCGCCGGUACAAUCUUCGUCCAUUGAUAUGCAGCUUCGAUGCGCAGUUACUGAGCUCAAUCCAAAUUACGACUUUAUAAUCGCCAGGUACCCGGAGCAACAACUGCGGGAGAUACCACGGAAUAAAUUAACCUUAACGAAGUUGCUUGGUCAAGGGGCAUUUGGUGAGGUCUAUGAGGGAACGCUCAAGAAUUUGUGUGCAAAUGUUAGUGAGCUUUUGGUCGCAGUCAAAACGCUUCCAGCAUUAUCUACUGAACAAGCAGAGACGGACUUCCUCAUGGAAGCUGUGAUAAUAAGUAAGUUUAUGCACAAAAACGUUGUGAAGUGUUUAGGUGUUUGUUUUGAGGAACAUCCUAGGUAUAUAAUCUUAGAGCUGUUAGAUGGUGGAGAUCUCAGAACUUUUCUCAGGGAUUCCAGAACAAAGGGGGACCAAAAAUGUUCUUUGACGAUGGAAGACUUACUGAAACUUUCAUUGGAUAUUGCAAAUGGAUGUCGCCAUUUAGAGGAGAAACAUUUUGUCCACAGAGAUAUAGCUGCUAGAAACUGUUUACUAACAUCAAGGGGACCAGAUCGUAUUGCCAAAAUAGCUGACUUUGGGAUGUCUAGAGACAUUUAUAGUGCUGAUUACUACCGAAAGGAUGGUAAAGCCAUGUUGCCGGUUAAAUGGAUGCCACCUGAAGCAUUUUUAGACGGAGUUUUCACAAGUAAAACUGACACCUGGGCAUACGGUGUUUUAUUGUGGGAAAUAUUUACGCUCGGUUACAUGCCAUAUCCAGGACAGACAAAUAGUGACGUCAUGCAUUUUGUUGCUUCCGGUGGUCGCUUAGAUCCUCCUGAAAAAAGUCCCGCUAGAUUGAGCAAAAUAAUGAUCAUGUGCUGGAAUUCUGUGGCAGAUAUACGACCGUCAUUUAGCGAGAUUAUUGAUCUUCUAGACAUGUGCCUUCAGGACGAGGAGGUACUAAAUACAGAUGUAUCGUUAUUCCAGUACCCCAUUAAUGAAUGUUUUAAGGACGCUUCCACUCUUGCUAAAAGUUCAAAUACAGCAGACGACAGCGCCGAUAAAUCUUCUGAUAGCCAGUGUGAGGGCGCAUCCGGUACGGCCGCAGAGUUCAAAGGUCAUUUUGAGUCUCAAAGUCGAGAGCCGCUGCUUCUUUCCUCACCCGACUGUUGAGAAUCUUUGGCAUCAUUUGUAUCUUGCCAAUAUGUUUGAACAUUAACAACAUUUAACAACUUUGACAUACGCUUGAAUCUGUUGAUCAGAAUCGAGCUAGAGUGUAUAUAAUUAUGUUAUAACGUUUUGACAUUAAGCAUUAUGUAUAAUGUAAAAGAGCUGCCAUGUCAUACAGUUGUUUAUGUCAUUCAAAUGUUAUGAUCAUUCUUCCAUAGCUAUAGCUAUGUAUACUGACAAGGUAAAACAGGGUUUUUUAAUACUCGACAUGAUAGUUAGGUAAAAACUUCGUAUCUAUAAUAAUUCAACUUAUUAAGAAUAAUUCAAAAAAAGCAGAACAAAAAAUAUUUUAAAUUUCUAAAAUACUUUUGUAUAAUAAUACUUACUUUUAUAUUUGGUCACAUUUAAGUUCACACCAAGAAAUCAAUAAUACGCUUCACAAAUAUCGGUAACUCAAUUACACCAGAUUAUAUGUUAUAAUGACAUAAAAACUGGUAUAAAAUAUAAAAAUAAUAAUGAUGAUAUUAUUAUAACAAUAGGUUUUGGUCAUACACUUUGCAUGAUAAUUUUAGAGUAAAAUAUAACCAAAACGUAUUCAUAUUCUGUGUCUGGGAUUUCAAAUGUAACAUGCGGUAUUGACGUAGUUAUAAAUAUUUUUAUGCAACAAAUGUCUGGGAUGUUUUUUGGUACGUAGCAUUAGAACAGCGCAACUAUUGAAAAGACACUAAUACUCCACAAUGUGUGGGCAUCUUUGCAUUUAACAAAUAUAUAUUUAGUACUUAUUUACCAUCAUUUUAUCAUUUUUACCCAGGCUUUCAUUAAAACGAUCAUUGGAUAUUUUGAACAAUAUUUUGUUUUCAAGUUUUCGAACUGAUGCUGACUAUUUAAAUGGUUGGAAAUACAAUUAUGUGUUUUGCUUUGAAUGUGUAAUCUCUUUGAAUCUCUAUCUUUCAAUGCCUAGACAAUUGUUGAAAUAUGAAAACCAAGCCGGCUUGCGUUACGGAUCUCUCGGUGAUUUGUAUAUUAAACAUUCCAUUAUCAAUAAACUAUUUUUGUUGUUACUGGUUUGUCAGAUUGUAAAUAAUACAUGUAAAAAGCAACGUGAUUGAUGAUAAGUUCUGGUAACAGUAACUUUAUAUUGCACUAUUUUUAAAAAGUAGCAAACGUUAUAUACGUUAAAAAGCACCAUUAGCGAAAUAAGUGCAUGCUGACAUACACAUUUAAGCUCACCUGAGCACAGUGUGUUCAAAGUAAGCUAUUGUGAUAUUGUGAUACCCUUGUGUCAGUCGUCCGGCGUCUGUCGUCCGACUUUAACAUUUUUACUUAAACAUCCCCUUGAACCCCUACACUAAUAGUGAUGAGUCAAUAAUUGGUUUGAUUCUGAUGAAACUAUACAUAAAUGACCGUUAGAUGGACCUUUAUAAAUAUUCAAACGGUUCCGGUCUGCUGAUCAAGAAUUUCACAAGAGCUUGAAAAAUGUGUGAUAUUACAAUACCAAGAGCUUAGAUAUCUGUCGUGAAUCAUUAAGUAGCAAACGCCUACAAAUAGCUUAAAAAGUAUGAUGCUUGGGUAAAAAAAGAAAAAUAACCUCGUUACUGAAUCCAUUACCUUUUCUUGCAGUGUUUGUCAGGUGAGCGGUCUAGGACAAACGUUGCCCUCUUGUUUUGAAUAAUAUUUCAUUGUUAUAAUGGCAAAUAAAUUAUUUACUGUUGAUACGAUAUAUCAUAAUUCGUUUACAUUCGACCAAAGCCGUCAUAAAUAUUUAUUACGGGAUUUCAUUGUCCGUAGCUAAUUUUGCGUUGUAUUAUUCUGUAUGAGAGAAAGGAAAAACAAGCCAUGUGUGUGUAUCAUAAUUCAUAUAAUAUUUUAUUAUAAGGUACGUUUAUGUGUCUCCUUUUUAGUUCAUAUAUAUAACAAAAUAUUUAUAAGAAUUAAACAAUCUUUUUAUAAAUUCAUAUAAUUAUUACGUCAUACUUAAAGAUGACAAAAGCAGUAUUACUAUGGUUAUAUGUUUUACAAAUAUAAAAUUUUAAAUAAAAUGUUUAUAAGAAAAAAGAGGUAAUGUGAUUUAAUAUGCAUACUGGUCGAUUAACUUAUUGACUGCUGUAUAUUUUUUCUUUCAAUGUGCGUCCAAAUUUGUAUAAUUUUCGCUUGUAAUAAUUGUAACGUUAAAUUGCCACAUCUGUAAUUGCUUAAGAAAUAUGGUGCAUGCUCAAAAUCAUAGCUAAACGUUGUAAAGUAGCACGAUUUGUGUUGUCCAUGCGUGUGCGCAAUAAAGUAAGAAAAAUACUUUAUUGUAAGUACCUUUUGAUAUGUACUUUAACCAACUUUAAUUUUCAAAACAAAACGGCCGAAUAGUGUUUUACGUUUUGUAGCACACUACCUCAUUUUUAAAUUUAUUUCCUAUUAAUUUGUGGUACCACUUUUGUCCCUUUUCUUCAUUUAAAUUACAAUCGUUCAUAAUUAUAUUCAAGGAUUUCUUACUGAGUGUGUUUCCUAGAACGAUAAAAUUGCUGAUUUAAGAUAUGAUAUAAAGUUGAGAUGAAAAAAUGAUCUGUGAUAGUGUUUUUUUAUGUUGUACAUAUUUAAUAUUGUCGGGACGAUAUGAAAUGUGUUCAUUGUUAAAUUUGUAAAAACGAAUGAAAUUAUACAGAUGUUUUGAUAUCUACUAAGUAUGUGCCAUGUGGAAAAGAAGAAAUGUAUAUUCAGAAUCGGUGAGAUAUGUAUAUAAUUAUAAAAUGAUGUAUUUGUUUUAUUUGAAGGACUAUUGUUAUGAGUAACGUAAUCGUUAUAUGGUGGUUAACAAUCUUUCAUUUUUAAAAAACAAAUAAUACUUCAUGCUUCAAGAUCAACAUCAUAAAGUUGCAUUGUUGAAAAACGUUCAAUACAUAUAAUGGUAGUGUAGAUAUUUAUUGAUAGUUAUUUGUGCUUAUGUGUACAAAACAAUUAAAUGUAUAAAUUGUGUAUUAUAUAGUAAAAGGAAAUAAAAAUAAAUGCAUCUAUA
Molecule: messenger RNA, 6999 nt
Organism: Ruditapes philippinarum (Manila clam)
Lineage: Eukaryota; Metazoa; Mollusca; Bivalvia; Venerida; Veneridae
Product: MAM and LDL-receptor class A domain-containing protein 1-like
Exons: 26
Coding region: 606-3998 (1130 amino acids)
Biological process (GO): protein phosphorylation; multicellular organism development; cell surface receptor protein tyrosine kinase signaling pathway
Cellular component (GO): signaling receptor complex; membrane
Molecular function (GO): ATP binding; transmembrane receptor protein tyrosine kinase activity; protein binding
Source: RefSeq, a predicted model, not a curated record